Iphiclides podalirius (scarce swallowtail) is the source of this 324-nucleotide messenger RNA. Lineage: Eukaryota; Metazoa; Arthropoda; Insecta; Lepidoptera; Papilionidae. The record is from the annotation of a GenBank genome assembly.
AUGAUGGCAAACGCGUAUGUAACUUGCUCAGCAUCGCUAGUUGGCCUAGGCACUGAAAGAUCCUCAAAAGGCCGUGCGCACGCCGCGUGCGCCCGUGUGGGUGCGCGCGUCUUUUGUUGUGCGCGCCUGUGUACGUGCGGCGGGCGGGCACGGGAGCGAUUCGUAAUCCGCGCUCGGCUCAAGUGUUUCGAGUGUUUCACAUUCGCCCGCUCUCCGUUCGUCGCCGGAGAGCCCGCGUCACACUUCAGCGUCGGCCGGCGGGGCUGUGUGACGGGCGGCGGCGGGGGCGGAAGCGAUUUUUCUCAUAUAGGAGAAUGGAUCGAA